Molecule: messenger RNA, 870 nt
Organism: Emiliania huxleyi CCMP1516
Lineage: Eukaryota; Haptophyta; Isochrysidales; Noelaerhabdaceae
Product: mitochondrial substrate carrier family protein
Exons: 2
Coding region: 1-870 (289 amino acids)
Source: RefSeq, a predicted model, not a curated record
AUGUCCUUCAACCCCGCUGACGAAGGGCACCGCUCUUCGCUCUUCGUGAGCUUCUUCGCCUCCGCCGCCGGCCCGGCAGUCGCGUGCCUCGCCACGAAUCCCGCCGACGUCGCUCGUACACGGCUCUCGCUCGACGCCGCGCUGCAGGACGCGUCACAGAAGCAGUACCGCGGCGCGGUGGACUGCAUCCGCAAGACGUGGGUGGAGGAGGGCUUCACGGGCGUGCAGCGCGGCCUCCGCUUCGCUAUGGUGCGCGAGGCGUCGAAGAACUCCUUCCGCAUCGGCCUCUUUGAGCCACUGCUGCAGGCCCAGACCGGCGGCUCCCGCCGCGCCUCAUGGAGAGAGCGGCUGCUCGCCGGCGGCACGUCUGGCGGCGUCGCCGCCGUCGUCUGCAACCCACUGGACCGGCUCAAGAUCCUGCUGCAGCUCGAGGGCCGCAGUUUCGUUUCCGGCGCCGGCGGCGUGCGGGGCUUCUGGAGAGGAACGUCGGUCAACGUGGCGCGCUCGGUCGCCGGGACUGCAGUGCAGCUCGCCGCCAACUCGCGGCUGCAAGAGGCGGCUGCCGCAGCGCGCCUGCCGCGCGGCUCUCGCACCGACGCUGGCUGCGCGAUGCUGGCCUCCUUCCUGCUCGUCCUCGUCAUCUCGCCGACGGACGUCGUGCGCGCGCGCCUCUACUCGCAGCCGACGGGCGUCGACGGCGCGCCGAGGCUGUACCGUGGCCCUCUCCACUGCGCGUGGCGCAUCGUCGCGGCGGAGGGCGUCCAGGGCCUCUUCAAGGGCGUGGUCGCGUCGUGGAUGCGUGUCGGCCCGCACACGACCCUCUCGCUGACGCUCGUGGCCGCCAUCAAGCGCGCCGCCGCCGCGAGGUGA